AUGAAUUCUGUGAGCGUAAAGGGUCAGCAAGCGGCAUCGACCGUAGCGACCAGACGACCACAGUCGAAGCAUAUCCCGAGGCAUGCUAUGGCGUGGUCAAAGCGAUUGAGUGAGAUAGUGGAGUGCUUGGAGAAGGAGCGGACACCAGAAUGGCAGAUCGGCCUGGUCAUACAGGAUGUCUUCAAGAAGGGUGUUAGUUCGCCCUCGGCCAUAAAUCGCGUCCCUCAAGGAGUGCGGGAUGCCCUCCAAGCUCGCCUAGGGGAAAGCUUGUCACCGCUACGAGUUCUAGAACAGGGAUCUGCCGACUUCGCUCACAAAUUCCUGUUGGAGAGUCGACAGGAUGGGGGCAAGAUCGAGGCAGUAGGGUUGGACUUCCGCUCGCAUACGAGUCUAUGUGUAUCCAGCCAAAUAGGUUGUGCCUUCAACUGCAGUUUCUGUGCUACGGGCAAGUUGGGAUUGAAAAGGCAGCUCAGCGUGGACGAGAUUGUUGGACAAGUUCUCAUGUUCCGAGCCACUGGAAAUGUCGUUGAUUCGGUAUCAUUCAUGGGUAUGGGAGAGCCAUUGGCCAACCCUAAGAUAUUCAAUGCUAUCUCUGUCAUGACUGAUCCCCAGCUCGUGGGGUUGUCGACGAGACGAAUGAGUAUAUCUACGAUUGGAAUCAUACCCGGCUUGGUGAAAUUGACAGAAUUGCAUCCCCAGGCGAAUGUGGCCUAUUCUUUGCAUAGUCCCUUCCCAGAAGAGCGAGAGAAGAUUAUGCCUAUUCAGAGGGUCUACCCUUUCGCCAAGGUGUUCGACGUUCUAGAUGAUCGUAUUAAGAGGACUGGCAGGCGGAUAUGGAUAUCGUACUUGCUCUUGAAGGGUAUCAACGAUAGUGAACGAUAUGCGACCUAUGAAGCUAAGAAUGCUCUAAAGAGGAAGCCUGCUUAG
Messenger RNA from Perkinsus marinus ATCC 50983, 927 nucleotides. RefSeq lists its product as hypothetical. The transcript has 8 exons. The coding region runs from base 1 to 927 and encodes 308 amino acids. Gene Ontology annotation, molecular function: RNA methyltransferase activity; iron-sulfur cluster binding. Lineage: Eukaryota; Perkinsozoa; Perkinsida; Perkinsidae. Gene Ontology annotation, biological process: rRNA base methylation; tRNA methylation. The record is from RefSeq and is a predicted model, not a curated record.